AUGGGCUACUUUAAAUUCUGGGAGAGCCUAGUCGCAGGAUCCCACAACAACGACCUUGCGAUUUUCGUCUUGACAUACACACUUGCACCACACGCGCGAUACCCGUUGCAGCUCUCUCAAGCUGUUGAGGCACUUCGGUAUAUUUUGACAGAAGCACAUAGACCCCCUGGCCAAGUCAUAGUUGGUGGGGACUCUGCUGGCGGGAAUUUGGCAUUGGGAGUGCUCAGCCAUCUGACUCAUGGGAACCCGGCUAUCGCAAAGCUUGAAAUCACCGAACCUUUAGGUGGACUCGCUCUCAUUGCCCCCUGGACCUCACUCGACUAUCAGCCCCGGGAGAAUUUGGUCUGCAGAGGCGAUAUUCUCACCCCACAUGUUGCUGGCCCAUGGUCUCGUGCAUAUUUGGGGCACUCAAAGAGGGAUUAUUACACUGAUCCAUCUACUGCGCCCUUUACCUGGUUUCGAGAUUUUCCAGUGAAAAAAGUUCUAAUUCUAGCUGGACAAAACGAAAUCAUGCUUCCUGAUAUCAAGGAUUUUGUGGCAAACUUCAAGGUAUGCUCCUAUUCAACUGCCAUGACGAUUUAG
Molecule: messenger RNA, 582 nt
Organism: Penicillium brasilianum
Lineage: Eukaryota; Fungi; Ascomycota; Eurotiomycetes; Eurotiales; Aspergillaceae
Source: the annotation of a GenBank genome assembly